UUUCCUUUGGUUUCAUACUUCCAUUGCCGUGAAAUGCCCGCCUCCCCAAAUCUUGAUUUCCCGGCGAUCAUAACUAUAUUUCCCAACCACCACCACCGCCCGACCACAGAUUAAAACCUACUACCACCAUGGGUAACUGCACCACCUGCCUACGACCUGAUGCUCCAGAAUCCACCCACUACCAACCACCUCCGACUCCACAGGGCAAGAAAAAGAAUAACAAACAAAGAAGACCCAAUCCAUACGCCGAACCGCCGGUACCGAUCCGGGUGCUGAACGACUUUGCGCAACUCGCCCACCACCGGACCCGUAUUUCCGACAAGUACAUACUGGGUCGGGAGCUGGGUCGGGGAGAGUUUGGAGUCACGUAUCUCUGUACCGACAGAGAAACCAAACAAGCUUUCGCAUGUAAGUCAAUUUCGAAGAAAAAACUUCGAACCGCCGUUGACGUCGAGGACGUCCGGCGAGAGGUGGCGAUUAUGUCCACGUUGCCGGACCACCCGAAUAUAGUGAAGCUUCGUGCUACAUAUGAGGAUCAUGAAGCUGUUCAUUUAGUGAUGGAACUGUGUGAGGGUGGAGAGUUGUUUGAUAGAAUCGUUGCUAGAGGGCAUUACAGUGAGAGAGCGGCGGCCGGAAUCGCCAAGACGGUGGCGGAGGUGGUGAAGAUGUGCCAUGAAAAUGGAGUAAUUCAUAGAGACUUGAAGCCGGAAAACUUUCUGUUUGCAAACAAGAAAGAAAAUUCUGCUCUAAAAGCCAUCGAUUUCGGGCUUUCUGUAUUCUUCAAACCAGGGCAGAGGUUUUCAGAAAUCGUGGGUAGUCCGUACUACAUGGCACCGGAGGUUUUGAAGCGAAAUUAUGGACCGGAGGUAGAUAUAUGGAGUGCCGGAGUAAUUCUCUAUAUACUGUUAUGUGGGGUUCCUCCAUUUUGGGCAGAAACUGAACAAGGUGUCGCUUUGGCGAUUCUGCGUGGCGUUAUUGAUUUCAAGAGAGAGCCGUGGCCUCAAAUCUCUGAAAAUGCUAAGAGUCUCGUUAAGCAGAUGUUGGAGCCCGAUCCCAAGAAGCGAUUAACUUCCCAACAGGUUCUCGAACAUCCGUGGAUACAGAACGAGAAGAAAGCUUCGAAUGUUCCGUUGGGAGAUAUCGUGAGAACGAGGCUGAAGCAGUUCUCCGGGAUGAAUAGAUUCAAAAAGAAAGCAUUGAGGGUGAUUGCAGAACACUUGUCGAUCGAAGAAAUAGAAGUUAUUCGAGAUAUGUUUACUUUGAUGGACUCCGAUUGUGAUGGGAAAGUUACGUUCGAUGAACUCAAGGCCGGAUUAAGGAAAGUCGGUUCGCAGUUGGCUGAACCCGAGAUCAAGUUGCUCAUGGAUGUGGCCGAUGUUGAUGGGAACGGAGUACUCGAGUAUGGAGAGUUUGUAGCGGUAACGAUUCACCUACAGAAGAUGGAGAACGAUGAGCAUUUUCGCAGAGCAUUUAUGUUCUUCGAUAAAGAUGGCAGUGGUUAUAUCGAGCUUGAUGAGCUUGAACAAGUGUUGGCAGACGAGUCUGGUCAAGUGGACAUCGACGUACUCAAUGAAAUCAUGAAAGAAGUCGAUACAGACAAGGAUGGUCAAAUUAGCUACGAAGAAUUUGUUGCGAUGAUGAAAGCGGGAACGGAUUGGAGGAAGGCGUCGCGUCAAUACUCGAGAGAGAGAUUCAAGAGCUUGAGCGUUAACUUGAUGAAGGAUGGAUCGUUGCAGCUUCAGGACGAGUUGACCGGUCAAUCCGUUCUAGUUUGAGUUUACAACGUUGACGAGAUUCAUUUAUUUUGUUCUUCUGCGGAUUGAAGGUAGGAUUUGCGUAUCGCGGUUUAGAGGGGUUCGUUGCAAAGGAUUGUGGAUUCGGCUUUUGUUUUAAGUUGUAUAUAGCAAUAUAUCUUUAUUGUAUAUCUGUGACCGGGUUUUUUCAUGACUAAUCACUCGUAUUUCUGAAAUUUUAACUUUUUUUCGGGUUUCUUUUUUUGUAUCGAUAAUGUGAAUUGAAAGAAAUUUGUUUGUUUGUUUC
Cynara cardunculus var. scolymus (artichoke) is the source of this 2040-nucleotide messenger RNA. RefSeq names its product calcium-dependent protein kinase 10-like. Gene Ontology annotation, molecular function: calmodulin binding; calcium ion binding; calcium/calmodulin-dependent protein kinase activity. NCBI's taxonomy places the organism in Eukaryota, Viridiplantae, Streptophyta, Magnoliopsida, Asterales, Asteraceae. The record is from RefSeq and is a predicted model, not a curated record. The transcript is spliced from 7 exons. Bases 129 to 1775 code for a protein of 548 amino acids. Gene Ontology annotation, biological process: intracellular signal transduction; protein autophosphorylation; peptidyl-serine phosphorylation. Gene Ontology annotation, cellular component: nucleus; cytoplasm.